UUGGUGAAUUGUUGCUGGGAACUAAUUUUGGUUAUGCAGAGUGAGGACCAGCAAAAUGCUUCUGGCCAGCAAGGCCAAGAGCAGAAAGAUGAUGGGUUGAAAAAGGCUCCAUACACAAUGCAUGGUGUUCUUCAUUACUUGCAACAUGAGUGGAGUAGAAGUGAAAUGGAAAGAGCCAAGUGGGAGAUGGAAAGAGCGGAAAUGCAGGCGAGGAUUAGCUUCCUCCAAGGAGAGCGCAAAGGACAAGAAAAUCUUAAAGCAGAUCUUAUUCGUCGUAUCAAAAUGUUGGAAUAUUGUUUGAAACAGGAGAGAGCUAAGAACUAUCGUCUCACACAUAACGGUGAAGAUCCUCCACAGUACGAAGAAGUUGAACCGGAAAUCGAGCCUGUUCCUGAAAAUCCCAUAUCCACUGAUGAUAUGGGACCGAGUGGCAGUGCUUUGACUUGGAAGCAGGGACGUCAACUUCUCAAACAAUAUUUACAAGAGAUUGGGUACAGUGAAAAUAUUCUUGACGUCAGGUCAUUCCGUGUAAAAAAUCUUCUUGGUCUGAUUCCAGAGGGGGACUGGCCGUCUAGCGAACGAGUGUCAUGUGGCAAAUACAAUGGAGCAGGAAAGAGAGACGAUGAUAGUGAUUGUGAAGGAGAGGAGCGUGGUAAGGAGUUCGAUGCUGACGCCGCUCGCGCUUUGGAUGAAUUUUCUUUUUUAAAAGAGGAGAAGACCAGAGAUGAAUGGUCCACUACUAAUCAUGAUGCCAUCGAUCGCCUGAAAGAACAAUACAAAAGUGAAAAGAGAACGAAGCGUAAUACCGGCAGUACAGAUGAAGAGGAUGACAGAAAACCUGGAGGUGAUGAAUUAAUCAAUAUCCCAGCUAACGCACCAAAGGGGAAAUCUCGACGUGAUGGUUUCAUGGACCUUGAUGAUGCUCUCGGAUUAUCUCCUGACGAGGCUAUUGAUAUCAAAGACAACUUCAUUCCAAGCGAUUAUGAAAAUUCUCCUGCCGCAAUGAAGUGGAGUCUCAAGACUACGCUCCGUUCUCACUUGGAUUCUAUCAGGGCAAUGCAGUUCCAUCCUGUUGAACCAGUAUUGUUCACAGCGAGUGAGGACAGCACCAUCAAGAUGUGGUGUCUGGAAUCUACCCGUAAAGACGAGAAGCAUGAAGGCUUAGAGCCCAUUUAUACAUUCCGUGGGCAUCUUGGCCCAGUACUUUGCUUGGAUCUUUCACCUACUGGAGAUUGUCUGUAUACAGGUGGUCAUGAUGGAAAGAUUUGUUGUUGGAACGUACCAAGCAGUAACACAGAUCCUCAUGAAGCUUAUGAUCCUAAUGUUCUCUCCGAGAAGUUGAAAGGACAUCAAGAUGUUGUCUGGGCUAUUGCUUAUCAUUCCUCAGAUAAUAAACUCGCUUCUGCUUCGUCUGAUGGUACUAUCAAGCUAUGGGAACCAGGAAACUUCGAUGAACCUCUCCUGCGCACCAUUGAGAUUGAUGUGGCGGAUGCAGUUCCCACCUCCGUUGAUUUUGUAUCUACUGAACAAACCCAGUUACUUGCGGGAUAUACCAAGGCACAAGCCAGAAUCAUUGAUAUUGAAACUGGAUCUGUUCUCUUGAGUUUCGACUUUGGAGAAGAAGCCAUGGGUCUGAUUACAAGAAUUUUAUCUCAUCCAACAAUGGCCAUGACCGUCAUUGCCGGAGAUGACAGAAAAAUCCGUUACUUCGAUAAUACUACAGGAAAGCAAAUUCACAGCACUGUUGCUCAUAUGGACGGAAUUUCCUCGUUGGCUAUCGAUCCCAACGGCCUGUAUCUGCUGUCUGGUAGCCAUGACGGAAGCUUGCGUCUCUGGAAUAUGGAAAAGAAGAUCUGUCUUCAGGAAAUUUCUGCUCAUCGUAAAAAGUUCGAUUCAUCUGUUAACUGUGUUGCUUUCCAUCCAUCCAGGCCUUUAAUAGGCUCUGCCGGAGCUGAUGCUCUGGCUAAGGUGUUUUCUGUAGGACUGGAUCCAUCAAUAUCUGCUAGUCAUUUGAUAUCCAAUGGUAGAAUAGCUGAUACUCUUGCCGAAGCUGGGCAUGAAGUUGUUAUGUUUGUUCCGGAAUACAUUAAAUCGUUAGCAUCGUUUAAAGGAGCUAAGAAGGCUAAAAUUAUUCACAUGAAGGAUAUCAGUACUCGCUUUGAUGAUGAUUUGGAAGGACUUGAUGAGUACAUGUUCACUAGCGACCGAUUGAGUUUCUUAGAAAGACUCUAUUUUGAGAACACAUGCUCACACAUGUGCAAUGCUAUGAUGGAAAGGAAAGAAGAGUUACAACCUCUAAUAGACUACAAGUUCGAUGUUGCAUUUGCUGAGCAGAUUGACUUGUGUGGAAUCGGUGUUCUCAGAUAUCUGGGCAUUGAAAACAUCCUUUGGAUUUCCACAACUCCCAUUAUGGAUGCUGUCAGCUAUAAUUUAGGAAUCCCAGCUCCAACCUCAUAUGUACCUACAAUUGAAGAAAACGAUAAUGGGGAUAGUAUGAACUUCUGGGAUAGGUUAUUCAAUUUGUAUAUGUAUGUUGGCACAUUAUUUGUUCAUCGUUGGGGUACAGAUACGACUACUGAGGUGUUUCGCCGUCAUGUACGACCCGAUUUUCCGAAUGUCCGUGAAAUCGCAGGGAACAGUAGUUUAUGUUUCGUAAAUGCCGAUGAAAUGUUUGAUUUGCCACGACCAAUCAUUCAUAAAACAAUUUAUGUCGGAGGAUUAGGAGUGAAGGAGCCAAAACCUUUAGAAGAUGAAAAAUUCAAGCAAAUUAUGGAGAAGGGAGAGAAGGGUGUAAUCAUAAUGUCCUUUGGUUCCAUCGUUCAGUUCCAUGCCUUACCUCCAACAGUAAAAGAUGAUUUAGUUAAAGUAGUUAGACAGAAGAAAGAGUAUCAUUUCCUUUUCCGUGUCUCAAAAGACGAUACAACAACCAGACCAUUGUUCCAAGAACUAUCGAAUGUUGAUUUCACUGAAUGGCUGCCUCAAUCAGACAUUUUAGCCCACCCUCGUCUUCAAUUAUUUAUAAUGCAUGGUGGAUUGAAUGGGUUGACAGAAGCUAUGCUAAGAGGAGUCCCAGUAGUUGUCAUUCCCAUCUUCGCUGACCAAUUCCGAAACGGACGUAAUGUAGAGAAGCGAUAUGUCGGAAAGGUUGUACUCAAAAAGGACUUGAAUGAAAAAAAUAUUUUGAAUGCUAUUAAUACCAUUUUAGGAGAUGAAAAUUAUCGCAAGAGUGCCAAACGUAUGCAAAAAUUGAUGAAAAAUAAGCCAUUUACUGCAGCUGAGAGAUUAGUUCGUUGGACAGAGUUUGCAGCCGAGCAUGGAGUACUGGAAGAACUGCAUGUGCGCGGAGCUCAAUUGUCCACAAUUGAAUAUUUCAAUUUAGAUGUUUUGUUGUUCUUAAUCACUAUUGCCAUAGUUGUUUUGUAUGUGUUGAUAUGUAUUAUCAGAUUGCUUUUGAGAAGCACGAAAAAACAGAAAAAAGAAUAA
This is a messenger RNA of Auanema sp. JU1783, 3483 nucleotides long. The record is from the annotation of a GenBank genome assembly. NCBI's taxonomy places the organism in Eukaryota, Metazoa, Nematoda, Chromadorea, Rhabditida, Rhabditidae.